Messenger RNA from Xenopus laevis (African clawed frog), 4611 nucleotides. RefSeq names its product splA/ryanodine receptor domain and SOCS box containing 4 S homeolog (gene spsb4.S). The record is from RefSeq and is a predicted model, not a curated record. The coding region runs from base 938 to 1759 and encodes 273 amino acids. Gene Ontology annotation, biological process: protein ubiquitination; intracellular signal transduction; ubiquitin-dependent protein catabolic process. Gene Ontology annotation, molecular function: ubiquitin-like ligase-substrate adaptor activity. NCBI's taxonomy places the organism in Eukaryota, Metazoa, Chordata, Amphibia, Anura, Pipidae. Gene Ontology annotation, cellular component: cytoplasm; SCF ubiquitin ligase complex. The transcript is spliced from 4 exons.
AGUAACAAAGGGAUUAAGGCCGCAUGACAAAGGCAGAGAGAGGCAGCAGCACAAAUCCCCCAACCCCAGUGCCACCAGCAGAGCGCGGAUGUCAGUUUCGGCAGCAGCUGCUGGUGGGCUCGUUCCAUUGUGUGCGCCGCCGCCGCCGGGAGAGGAGGAGUCAAAGAAGGGGCGUGUCCGUGCGUUCCCCAUUCCUCGGCCAUUGGAUUAGUUAGUUGUGACUGAUGAGAUCAGCAGGGAUCAGCUUGCAGGAUGGGGCACUGGUUCGGCAGCAGCGGCACAAGUAGAGUCUUCCCAUCUGGGCUGUCUCACUCGCACGGUGGAGCUGGGGGGAACAAUCUCUGAACACAAAGCGGAACCUGCAGCAGCGGCCGGGGAAGGAUGAAGGAGCAGGGAUUCUUUGCUGGAUACCUUUCCAUUGUGAGCUCCUAGAAGGGAGGAGUCGGUGCGGUGCUCGGGCGAGCGACCUGUGUGUGAGCUGUGAUCACUAGUGGAGUAACUUAUUCUCGGGGUCCCAACUGGUGCUAAUGAAAACCCCUCGCUUCUCAUCUGCCCCCUCGCUACGUCUGGGACCUGUGGGAUUCUAUUGCCCUUCUAUUCUCUUAGGAUUAGAGCCGACAUUGAGGCUUUAUAUCAGCCCAGCUGCAUGGAUCUCUCCCUCUGAGGGUGGAUAGUGAAGAUACUGUUUCUUUGGGAGAAUGUUUAUGAUCUCUGCAGUGGCUCUUCCCAGAUAUUGCUGCACAUAACACGCACACGUAUGACUCUGCACAGCAAAGGAGCGUUUUCUCUGAAGAUCUGGGCUCAGUGACUUCUGCACUAAAAGGGUCUUUCAAGACAACAUAUCCUGCAUUUUAAUGAGGUAACAACAGGAAACUAAGGAACACUCCCCCCCCCAUCCCUCUCCCCCUUUAACAUUGUUAGAACCCAAAGCUUAGAAAUGGGUCAGAAGAUCUCAGGGAAUAUAAAGUCUGUGGAUGUUCGAGACCCCCCUUUUAGGCCAGUCAAGAGGGAGUUGAGAGGUCCUGACUUUUGCAAACCUGCCCGGUUGGAUAUGCUGUUGGAUAUGCCCACUGUCUCCUUAGAGGUCCAGCACAAACAUGCUUGGAAUAAUGAGGAUCGGUCGUUGAAUAUUUUUGUGAAAGAUGAUGACCGGCUGACGUUCCACAGGCAUCCAGUGGCACAAAGCACAGACUGCAUCAGAGGGAAAGUUGGCUACACAAGGGGCCUUCAUGUUUGGCAGCUCCAUUGGCCUAUCAGGCAAAGAGGAACACACGCUGUUGUUGGGGUAUCUACUGCAGAUGCUCCAUUACAUUCUGUUGGAUAUACUUCACUAGUGGGAAGCAAUAGUGAGUCUUGGGGCUGGGACCUGGGACGGAACAAACUUUAUCACAACAGUAAAAACCAACCAGGAGCAACGUAUCCAGCUUUUUUAGAACCCGAUGAAUCCUUUGUACUCCCAGACUCUUUGCUUGUAGUUUUAGACAUGGAUGAGGGAACACUUAGCUACGUAGUAGAUGGACAAUACUUAGGAGUUGCCUUCAGAGGACUUAAAGGGAAAAAACUUUAUCCUAUUGUCAGUGCUGUAUGGGGUCACUGUGAAAUUACAAUGCGAUACAUCAACGGACUGGAUCCGGAGCCGCUGCCUUUAAUGGACCUGUGCCGAAGAUCAGUCCGCUUUGCCAUAGGCAGAGACCGUUUGAACCAAAUCGAGUCUUUACCUUUGCCUGAGGCGCUGAAGAACUAUUUACAGUAUCAGUGAGAUGUUGCGGAUGCCUCUUCACCUCAGCUGGACAUCAAUAAAACAUGGAAUAAUGCAAAAUGGCAGAUAUUGUUUACAUGGAAACAAAACACCGUUGUGGUGGACACUUACGCGUUAUUUAAUUUCUAAAAUAUAUAUAUAUAUAAUAAAUAUAGUUUUGUUUUCUUCCCGGAAGUCGUGCCAGAGAACCCAGCUUGAGUUACUGUUAGUGGGGAAAAACCUUGCCUGUUUCUCCAUAAAGUAUUUGAAUUUUAUUUCCAAACAUAAACAAGAGGAUGUUGGAUUACUAGUUGGCCUGUCACUAAAUUCUGAUUUGGGUAGAAAUAUACUAAACUCUUUAAUAUGCAAAACAAAAGGUGCAAUGCUGUUUUUUGUUGCUCACUCCUGUUUUGCUAAGGUCCAAAAAGCCUUUUUGUUUUAUUCCCUACUUUUAUAUAGUGACUGUAAUCCUUGCAAUGAAGUCUAAUCAGAGCUAUCAGUUGGGGGGUUCAAGUAGGAGCUUCUAUUCAGGGAGAGGAGGCAGUGGCUAGGGUUUAGCAUGUUUAGAUGAGCUGGUGCCUAUAGUUGUAGUAGGAAUUAUCAGUGGGGGGCUGUGACAAUGGGUACCAGGUAUAGUAGGCCAAACUGACAGCAAUAACACUGUAUCCGCUUAAGCCCAUAAUUGUCUUUUUAUUGUUCUUAGAGUAUGUACAAUUCUUAGCAACCUUCAUAACCCAACGGCUGCGAUUGACUUAUUCAUAACUGUUUCUCAUUUGCUGCCAAGUUCAUUGGCAAGAGGUGCACCAAUAGCUUUUGUGGUUGGGGCACAUCUCUGUUUUUUCCCACUCCAGAAACAAUAAUUUAAAAAAAAAAUUGUCUCCAGUCUAUGUGAAUUACAAACCAAAGCAAACGUUUUUGUGUGAUUUGUGUUUUUCAAAGAGUCGAAAUGAGCGCGAGUUUUGAUGGUGUAUAUUCCUUUCGGUAUGUCUCUUUUUUUUUUUUUCCCCAUUAAUACAAAGAUGAAAUACUUGUCACUUUUUACCUGAAUUUUUUUUUUUACUUUAUGUAAAUGGUAAAUAGUUUUUUCCCCCCUCUUUUUAAUGUAUAUAUUUGAUCAUUUGUUUAUUUAUCUUUAAGAUUCAAUUAGAUUCUAUUUAAAAUCGAUGUUUCUUCUGCCAUAGAAAUACUGUCCUCUGCCAUAUUCAUGUUUGGCCCCUUUCCUGGUCAGAGGGGACUGUGGGAUGUUUGCUUUCAGUUUUAAGUUUGGGAUUUGACGGUAUAUUCCAAUUGACACUCAUCCAGAUUAGCUCUACAUGUGGCCUCUUUGUUUUUUCAGAAUCUCCUUAGAGGAGAACUAAAACUCAACAAAGAAUUGGUCUACAAACAGAAAAACACAUCAAGUGUUGGGCCUCUGUACCAGUCCAAGGUCACCACAACCCUUUAAAAGUGUAGAUGUUUUUCCUACAAAGGUGAUCUCAGUAGCUCCCUAUCUUCAGCCCUGUAGCAUCAGCCUUGUGACAGACCUUACAUAUGGCCCUAAGCUUAGUUUUUCAACAGCAGCCAAAAGCACACUGAGCAUGUGCAGUGCCCGGGACACUCAAAAGAGAGUAGACCUCCUAUAACCUGUAUACAAGCACUCAGCCUUCAGCCUUGUGCUUUUACAUGGCCCUUGAACACCUCUGUGACUUCUAAUUGCUUUUAGAAGGUAUGUUUUUCAAUAUAUAAUGUAUUGGUCUUGUAGUCAACAGCACAGGAUCUGCUUGGGAGACCAAUAUCUACCUUUUGGCCAUGACUGAUCAAAAGAGAAGGGAAAAGGUUGAAUGGCACAACACAACUCCCUAGAAAACCUUAUAAAAUAGCAUUAGAUGGCUCCUGCCCAUCUAAAGACUGGAAUGGAUUAUAGUAGAAAAAUAAGGCCUUUAAAUAUAUAUGCCACAGACAUAUGGGCUACUAGUAUCAUACAGAUAUUCUGGAGUUACUUUAAAUAUGCUGCUUACAUUUGUUGUAUACCUAUCACACACUCCCUCUAUCUCUGCUUAGUUUACUUCCCAAGAGUCACCACUCCUAAUCUGGGGAAUUCCGUGAUAAUAUCCCAUAUUAUAAUUAAGAACUCCAUACAUGACAACUGCAUUUAUUUGGUGUGCAACACACACAAAUGAUUAACGAUGACUAGUCACUUGACCCAUUCUCCUGAAGAUUUACAGAACACAUUCUAGGAUAUUCAUUGAUCCUUCCUAAGAUACAGUCAUAUUAUAUUCUACCUUCCAUGAGAACUGGGAAACAUUGACAAGGAGACUAAAGGUAAAGUUCACAACAUGUUAGGUUUGUUGCUUCACUCAUUGACCCUUCUCAUCUGGGCUCCCAAAAAAUAGUGCAUGGUGGGAAGCCAUGACCUGACUUGGUUAAUUAUAAAUGAUAAUGGAGCUACUAUUGCCGAUGUUGACUGUAAGAAGGAAUGUACGAUGCAGAAAGCGUGAACGUGAAUUAAACUGUCUGGUCGUAUAAAAGCAUGUUUGUUUCUAGUGGUUGAAAUGAUCAUAGGUCUAAACUGAACUGCAUUGUUACAAUGAGAAUUGUAGGGAGGGUUGAACAUGUCACUAAUCUGCCAUCAUUGUAUUGUAAACCACUUUUUUCCCGGAUGUCUGGGACAGAAGUUAAGUUGCCAGAAGGUCUAUCCAGUGUCAGAGAAACCCUGAUGGUAACCAGUUUCCUGCAGUGCCUUACUGCCAAUCCAACCAUGAGUGGCAUCAACAGAGCUGACAAAAGCUCAGAGUUACAUAUAAGGGACACAUAAUUUGACCCAUGAAUGGGGUUCAUGUGAAAAUGAGUGAAUGAUAUGAUCCUUUCGAAUAAAGUGUACUUCUUACAAACAA